Molecule: messenger RNA, 1292 nt
Organism: Prunus mume (Japanese apricot)
Lineage: Eukaryota; Viridiplantae; Streptophyta; Magnoliopsida; Rosales; Rosaceae
Product: 5'-methylthioadenosine nucleosidase-like
Biological process (GO): nucleoside metabolic process
Molecular function (GO): methylthioadenosine nucleosidase activity
Source: RefSeq, a predicted model, not a curated record
UUCUUCUCUCUCUAGCCUCUCAGCAGUAAAACCAAGUCACAGACUCACACGCUUCUCUCUUGGUUUGAUUGCGAGGGAGAGCAUAACAUUUUCUGUUUGGUUGGCAAGAAAACAGAAAACCCAGAGAGAAAUCAAAAGGAAAACAAUAAAAUAAAAAUGGCUCCUCAUGGCGACAAAUCGGACGCUGCGGACGAAACCAUGGUUGCUGAAGCUGAGAAGCGCCCCAUUUCCACCAUCCUCAUCGUAAUGGCUAUGCAGAGUGAAGCUCUUCCUGUGGUGAACAAGCUUAACCUCUCAGAGGAUCUUCAGUCUGUAUUCCCAAAAGGGGUGCCUUGGGUCCGGUAUCGCGGUUUUUACAAGGAUCUUAACAUUAAUCUAGUUUGGCCUGGAAAAGAUUCAUCUUUGGGGGUUGAUUGUGUAGGCACGGUUCCUGCAUCUCUUGUGACCUAUGCGUCCAUUCAAGCAUUGCAGCCAGACCUAAUUAUCAAUGCAGGCACUGCUGGCGGCUUUAAGGCCAAAGGAGCAUGCAUUGGUGAUGCGUAUGUCGCAUCUGAGGUUGCUUUCUGUGAUAGAAGGAUACCUAUUCCUGUUUUUGAUCUAUAUGGACUUGGCUUGCGACAAGCCUUCUCAACACCCAAUCUUCAAAAGGAACUUAACCUAAAGGUUGGCAAACUGUCUACUGGUGACUCUCUACAUAUGUCCACACAGGAUGAAGCAUCAAUGGUUGCGAAUGACGCUGUAGUUAAAGACAUGGAGGCUGCAGCUGUUGCCUACGUGGCAGAUCUGUUGAAAGUACCCUCAGUAUUUCUUAAAGUUGUGAUUGAUAUAAAAGAUGGUGAGGAAACAACUGCAGAAGAAUCUUCGCAAAGCUUCGCAGCUCUUGAAUGUGCGGUCACCCAAGUUAUUGAUUUUAUUAAUGGAAAGAGCCUCUCAGAUCUUUGACACAUUUCAUUGAAACCUAUUAUAGUGAUGAAAUUUGACAUGAAAAAAAUGUCCCCUGGACUGCAAUUAUUAGGUAUCUGCAGAUUUUGGUAAGUUGUUAUUCUAAGUCCAACAGAAACAGUUCGUAGUUGUGUCACUAUAAAUUAAAACUCUAUUGUGCUGACUUAAUAACAAGUUCUCUUCUGCUCUUUUAUAAGUUGGCAUAUUCUUGGUGAACCGUCUGUUACCUGCUCGGAAGCAGUUUGAAGGUUUAAUCCUUGUUUAGAUGGUCAUUUUCUGAGUUCUGGUUGUCUGAGGCUGUUCUUCCACAGUACAAUGUGACUUGAAUAAGCUCUAUUUUCUUAACAAUG